This is a messenger RNA of Cucurbitaria berberidis CBS 394.84, 3447 nucleotides long. Its product is annotated as ArfGap-domain-containing protein. Gene Ontology annotation, biological process: intra-Golgi vesicle-mediated transport. The transcript is spliced from 6 exons. NCBI's taxonomy places the organism in Eukaryota, Fungi, Ascomycota, Dothideomycetes, Pleosporales, Cucurbitariaceae. Gene Ontology annotation, molecular function: protein binding; GTPase activator activity. Gene Ontology annotation, cellular component: cytoplasm; endosome; trans-Golgi network. The record is from RefSeq and is a predicted model, not a curated record. Bases 1 to 3447 code for a protein of 1148 amino acids.
AUGGGAGCUGUCAACAGCAAGGCAGGCGAGGCAGGCGCCUUGUAUCUGCGCGACCAGACUCGAUUCUCGGUCGCUUCUCUCAACAUCACAAACGCCCGCAAUCGCACGCUCCUCAACAUCACACCCAAUGCUUUCCCCGCGACAAGAUACAGCCCAAAGAGAGAAUUUGGGGACGAUAGUGUGAUUGACUACGUUCAGGAUCCCGAACCAUCUACACCCAGCGAUGGAUCGCCAUCAUUCCUCAUACGCCUUCCCAACGACGAGGAGCUUACCUUCAACUUCACAUUCAUACUUCGGCAACAUCUAGCCGUCCCCAGUAUAUACAAUGUCAACAGCAAUUCGAAUAUUGCUCCCUCGGGCUUGGUCGAUACCUUCAUCAAUGGCCUCACCUUCGUCUUCGCGUCGAGCUCCAGGGAAUUGGAUAAUCUGGUGACGCGCGAGUUUCACGCCAACCCAAACCUGCACAAGAACCCGCAAGUCGAACUUGUCGGUGACUACUCGACGGGCGGGAGCUCUUCUGUGCAAUUUCAGUGGUCUUGGAAGUGGACCCCGCCCAAGACCAACGAGAGUCGCGGAGGAGGUUGGCGCACCAGCUGCAGUUUUGUUGAAUACGACCAGCGAGCGCACAAGCUCGAGACAUUGGCAGGCUUCAGUUUCUGGGUCCAGAACACUGCGCGCGGUCUUCAGAGCCCUAGCUCUCCAUCACCGCGAUUAGAGCUACACGUUCCUCCCCGGUUGCGCGUCCCUUCUGCCCAGUCGAUAGAAUCGCGAGUUAGUGAUACGACGGACGAAUACAGAGAGUGGGAUAUCCCUCCAAAGUCACCCAUCUUUGAGCCCAUACCUGAGAAUGCCCUGGGCCUAAUACCGACUCAGUCCACGAGUCUCACAAGCGGGAGUUUGCCCGUGAAGCUUGAUCUUUCGCGGCCGGGCGAGGAUCUGAGCCAAACUGAUGAUGGUCCCCUCUUUCGAGCCACAAUGAAGUCGUUGGAGCAGAAGACGGGGAACAUGCGCACAAGGUGGAAGAAGGUUUUAAAGCGAGCCGAAUCCGCCAUGGAAGCACAAGUGCUGUGCAACAAUGCCAUGGCCGACUUGAUGGACGCGCUGAAAGAGGCCUCAUCAUCAAAUGCCAACGCGGUGCAGCCAGCUAUCGAUCACUAUUUCGAUAAGAUUGCCAAAGAGAUCCUCGCCUACGAGCGAUCAAACACAACCAAUAUCCAGAAGCUCAUUAUUGAUCCAAUAUACAAGCUAUACAACGUCGACAUCAAGCAGGCCGAGACCAAGCGGAAAGCUUUCGAGGAAGAGAGUAAAGAUUACUACCAGUACCUCGGUCGCUAUCUUGGGCAACGGCAAGACUCCCUAAAGGAAAAGAAGAGAGUCGAGACCGACUCCAAAUAUCAAACAAAAAGACGGAACUUCGAACUGAAACGGUUCGAUUAUUCCUCCUUCAUGCAAGAUCUGCAUGGUGGAAGGAAGGAUCAGGAGGUGCUCUCCCACCUAACGCGAUACGCAGAUGCGCAAGCGAAAUACUACCUGGAAACGGCCAAGAAGGUAGAAACCAUGCUCCCGCAGUUGGAGGCACUAAGCACAGAGGUCAAGGAGGCAGAUAAAGAGUUUCAAAUUCAGAGGACUGAACGCGAAGAGAAAAGAAGGGCAUUAGAAAAAACGAACAAGACCUUUGACGAACCACCGUCGGCGAUCACAGCUGCAUCAGCCGCAAAUGGAAGUACUCCCAAAGUGGGCUCUAAGCCAGAGGCGGAACUCCCUGGGCGGAAAUCGAGUAUCGCCCCCGUGUUCCAAACCACCAUCAGUCCGCCACAGUCAUCAUCCAGCAUUCCCACUGUAACCUCUCCGCAAAGCCCAGAGAUGAGCAAAACCAAUCUAGCAACCCUAAGUCUACAGCCAGACAAGUUCAAAGGGUUUAGAGACUUGGAAGAGAAGGACCUCGCCGCGAUGGCAGAGGCUGGUUCGGGGACACAUCGCAAAGAAGGCCUUCUUUGGGCGUUGAGCAGACCAGGCAGUCAUGUGGAUCCAAAAGGUCUGAAUAAGCAGGCCUGGCACAAAUUCUGGAUUGUGCUAGAUCAAGGCAAGCUUUCAGAAUACACAAACUGGAAGCAGAGUCUCGAGCUUCACAUGGAGCCUAUUGAUCUUCGUAUGGCCUCUGUCAGGGAAGCACGCGGUGCAGAUCGUCGAUUUUGCUUCGAGGUUAUUACACCUCAGUACACACGCGUGUAUCAAGCGACGAAUGAAGAUGAUAUGAAGUCAUGGAUACACGCCGUCAACAAUGCUCUUCAAACCGCUGUAGAGUCUACGGGCAAACACGAUAGGCCAUCGACCGAAUCGCUGCCAGGAUCCAAAACCCGGGAUAUUGCGUCAGUCCUUACUGGCAAGAGUCCUUCGCUUUCCAGCCACCGCAACAACUACACGUCCAAACCACCGGCUCGACAUGCCACGGUUGGCGACAGGCCUGGAGGCUAUCGGAGAGAAGAGUCUCUCGGAGACGAAGGCAAACUGCUCCGGCAAGUGCGAGAUGCGGAGCCUAGCAACAAGGUGUGCGCAGAUUGCGGUUCUGAGAUCAAAGUUGAUUGGGUGUCUAUCAAUCUUGGUAUCGUCAUCUGCAUCGAGUGUAGUGGCAUUCAUCGAUCGCUCGGUACCCAUAUCACAAAAGUCCGCUCCUUAACUUUGGACGUCACAUCGUUCACGCCGGACAUUGUCGAAAUACUACUCAAGAUCGGCAACCGCAUCAGUAAUAUGAUUUGGGAAGCUAGACUGGAUCCGAGUCUCAAGCCUGGACCAAUGUCAACUCGCGAGCAGAGACUGCAUUUUAUCACCUCAAAGUACAGCGACCGAGCAUAUGUAGCUCCCAUAUCCCCUGCGAUGUCGCACUAUGCGACUCCUGAAGAGACGCUACUGGCUUCGGUGAAGAAGAACGACAUUGGGAAUGUUCUCUAUGCGUUGGCUUUGCGUGCCAAUCCCAACGCUCGUGACCGCUCCAGAGACACUCACGUAGUAUUCCUUGCACUCGCCGCAGCUGACCCGGCAUCUCCUUCUGCGUCCGUAUCCCCAGCCGGAUCGCCAGGUCCUGGGUCUCGACCAAGCACGGCGCAACCUAUACGGAAACCCUUCUCUGUUGCCGAGUUGCUCCUGCAGAAUGGCGCAGACCUACCUCCGCUACCGGCACCCAUCCCACUCAGCCAUUCAGCACGCUCGUAUCUCGAUUUCAAAACAGACCAGCGGGCAGGUAAGCGGGUGGCCCCCCUGGUAGGCAGUCAACCGAAUCCCAGCGGCGACACACUGCCGGCACUCCCUUACAUCAUGGCUGGCAAUGGUAGUACUCCGGCCGAGCGAGCGAGAGAAAGAGAUGCACGACUGCAGAAGCGCGUCUCAGCAGGUGGAAGGUUGGUGAAGUCACCCAACUUUGAUAUAUCAGAUGGUAAGCGCGGCUCAUAG